Molecule: messenger RNA, 451 nt
Organism: Prorocentrum cordatum
Lineage: Eukaryota; Dinophyceae; Prorocentrales; Prorocentraceae
Source: the annotation of a GenBank genome assembly
GAGGCGCUCUUGAACUUCAUAGAGAAUUUUCGGGGCUCCGACGGGGCGCCGCCGACGCUGUCGAACGCCGGAUCGGAUGCUCAGGUCCGCGAGGCCCGCGCGGCGCUCAUCCCCAAGACGGCCGGCGUGUCGCUCAAAGAUUGGAUCGACCGCCGCAUAGGCCUGGAGGUGGAGACGAUCACAGAGGAGCACAACAUGAUCUACAUAGGCCUCCGCGGCGAGCUGGAGGGCAAGGGGCCGAAGGCCGCCAAGGGCGGGGGCAAGGGCAAGGACGACAGGGCCAUCAUCGGCGCCCCGGCCAAGCGUCAGCGCCUGUGAGCCGCGGGAGGCCCUGGGCACCAGAGGGGGGCAGAGUCGAAGGCGGGCGGCCAGGGGCUCUCCGGAGAGGCGCCUCUGUCUGCUGCACGGGGCAGCGGCCCGGAGGGUGCGCGGCCCGCCUGCAGUCAAGGCG